Molecule: messenger RNA, 885 nt
Organism: Pochonia chlamydosporia 170
Lineage: Eukaryota; Fungi; Ascomycota; Sordariomycetes; Hypocreales; Clavicipitaceae
Product: periplasmic binding protein-like II
Exons: 2
Coding region: 1-885 (294 amino acids)
Source: RefSeq, a predicted model, not a curated record
AUGCCGUCAGAAGGGCUGCGCAUCGGCUUUGUGCCGGAGCACUUUUCAACACCCAUCUACUUUGCCCAGAAAUACUACGGUCUCAAUGCCACCCUGAUACCCUUUCCCUCCGGCACCGGCCACAUGAUUACGGCCAUUCGCGCGGGCGAAAUUGAUAUUGGCAUCGGCCUGACGGAAGGGUGGAUUGCAGGUCUCGGGAAAGAAGGCAUUGAAGGAGACGGAGGGUACCGCCUCGUCGGCACCUAUGUCGAUACCCCAUUGUGCUGGGCCAUCUCCACGGGAGCACAACGCCCCGAAGUCACGUCCGUUGCCUCUCUCAAAGGCAGCAAAAUUGGCGUCUCCCGUAUCGGCUCCGGAUCCUACGUGAUGGGCUUUGUUCUCGCCGACCAGCAGGGAUGGCUCGCCGACAACACCCACUUCUCCGACACGGUGGUCCUCCAGACCUUUGACAAGCUUCGCAACGCAGUCAACUCUGGCGAGGCCGACUUCUUCAUGUGGGAACAUUUCACGUCCAAAAAGUACUACGACUCUGGCGAGAUUCGACGCGUGAGCGAAAUUUACACCCCCUGGAGCAGCUGGAAGAUUGUUGCGUCGACCAAGUUGACCGAGAGCCGGGAUGAUCGUGUAAAAACGCUGUUUGAGAAGCUGGAUCGGGGUGUACAGCACUUUACCGAGAAUCAGGAUGAGGCGGUUCGGUACAUCUCGACGGAGCUGGGGUACACAGAGCCUGAUGCGAAGGAGUGGCUCAAGACGGUCAAGUUUCCCGUCAAGACGGAAGGGGUAAAAGAUGAGGUUGUGAGGAAUUGUGUGAAUGUGUUGAGAAAGGCUGGUGUUUUGGUGGAAGGCAAGGGGAUGGAUGCAGGUGCCAUGGUUGUGAGGGUAUGA